AUGAAAACCCGACAUUUCCAUUUUGCUUUCCUACCAGGGGCAGGAGCAGAAAGGGUUGCCACGAAGGACGCUGGAGGCAUGGAGGCCAACCUCUCCUUGGAAGACGAGGAGUGCCAGAUCGCUGAGAACUACAAGAGGGUCUACCUUCCCGUGACCUACAGCAUCGUCUUCGUGCUGGGGCUGCCCCUCAACAGCAUCGUUCUCUGGCUCUCCUGGUGCCGCACCAAGCGCUGGACGUGCACCACCAUCUAUCUCUCGAACCUGAUGGUGGCCGACCUGCUCCACAUCACCACACUGCCCUUCCUCAUUGCCAACUACUCGCUGAGGGACCGGUGGCCCUUUGGCGACUUCUUCUGCCGGCUGGUACGGUUCCUGUUUUAUGCCAACCUCUACUGCAGCAUCCUGCUGCUAACGUGCAUCAGCGUGCACCGUUUCCUGGGCGUGUGCUACCCCAUCCAGUCCUUGGCCUACCGCACUCGGAGACUGGCCCUCACAGGCAUAGGCGUCACGUGGGCCCUGGUCAUCCUGCAGGCACUGCCCACCCUCGUCUUCUCUGAAACGGGGCCCAACAACGGUCAGAUCGUCUGUCACGACCUGAGCCGCCCCCCCGUCUUCGGCCACUUCUUCGUCUACGGGAUGAUUCUGUCUUUCUCAGGCUUCCUCGUGCCUUUCCUGAUCAUCCUCAUCUGCUACUCGCUGAUGAUCAAGAGCCUGGUGAAACCCCCGGAGGCCCAGAUGGGGCUGGGCAGGGCCGCCCGAGCCAAGUCUGUCCGCACUAUUCUCGCGGUGUGCUUCCUCUUCGUCCUCUGCUUUGGGCCCUUCCACGUCACCCGCUUCAUGUACUUCUGGUUCCGGCUCCACGCCACCAAGAACUGUGCCCUGCAGGCGGGGGCCAGAAUGGCUUAUAAGGUGUGGCGGCCUCUGGUCAGCUUCAACAGCUGCCUAAACCCGGUGCUCUUCUUCCUGUCCGGUGGCAGCAACAGAACCAGGCUGGUCCAGGAACUGAGGCAAAAUAAGUGA
Messenger RNA from Vombatus ursinus (common wombat), 1020 nucleotides. Its product is annotated as P2Y purinoceptor 2-like. Gene Ontology annotation, molecular function: G protein-coupled receptor activity. Gene Ontology annotation, biological process: G protein-coupled receptor signaling pathway. The coding region runs from base 1 to 1020 and encodes 339 amino acids. Gene Ontology annotation, cellular component: plasma membrane. The record is from RefSeq and is a predicted model, not a curated record. The transcript has a single exon. Lineage: Eukaryota; Metazoa; Chordata; Mammalia; Diprotodontia; Vombatidae.